AGCAAGUAAACUAUGUAGAUGUUGGCGGAGCCUACGUGGGACCUACCCAGAACCGAAUUCUGCGAUUGGCUAAAGAACUUGGCAUAAAAACAUACAAAGUAAAUGUAAACGAGAGAGUUAUCCUGCAUACAAAUUUACAGCAGUAGUUUUGGUUCCUAUUCAAGCACUGCAUUUCACAUCCAAUGCAAUAGGGGAGUGGAGAUCCAGAAGGGCCAUAGCUCAGUGCUGCAGCAUCUGCCUUGCAUGCAGAAGGUUCCAGGUUUAAUCCUCAGAAUCUGCAGGUAGGGCUGAGAAUUCCCCCUGCCUGUAAUCCUAGAGAGAUGCUACUAACCUGUGAGGACACUACUGAGCUAAAUAGAGCAAUAGUCAGACUUGAUAUAAGGCAGGUCCCUAUGUACCUAAUCAGACCCAUCCUCCUGAAACCAGCGAUCUAGUGACCCUGCUGUAGGAGGGUAACUUUGUGACUCUGCCUCACCACAGUGGUUUUUAUGGCAUCCAGGGAAACAGGGGACAUGGAAUUAAUAGGAAAAGCCCUAAUUUGUGCAUGCUAGCCUCUUUCUCUACUGAAGUUUAGCAAUUAGCAGGAUGGGUGGGGCAGGUCUCUGUAGGUCUCAGGUUAAGAACUUAAUUAGUUCCGGAGGUCCGUUCUUAACCUGAAACUGUUCUUAACCUGAAGCACCACUUUAGCUAAUGGGGCCUCCCACUGCCCCCGCGCCGCCAGCGUGCGAUUUCUAUUCUCAUCCUGAAGCAAAGUUUUUAACCUAAGGUACUAUUUCUAGGUUAGCGGAGUCUGUAACCUGAAGCGUCUGUAACCCAAGGUACCACUGUAUAAGAAAGCAAUUCUAUUUGCUUAGGAGAGGAAGUGUUCAAUUUUGGGUUUCUGUCCUAAAGAUCAAAUUGAGGACAGUUUGCAAAAGCAGAACUGUGAGAGCAGCUGAAGGAAGAGAAGAAGAAAAAACUCUGCAGGAGAUUUUGUUUCUGCAAUACAGUACCUAGAGGUCAGAAUACUCAUCCCAUAGUAAUCAUUAACUUUUAUUUCUGAGGCAGUUGGACAAUGAACUUGAGCUUUGUUUAUUGCUUUUACCAUGUGUUCUUUGAUUUCAGUUUGUUGGAGUGGAUAAAUGGGGCUGUUAGCUGUUGCUUUUUGAAUAUUUGAAACGUCCUGCUAAUCUGUGCAGAUGAAUUAUAUAGAGCACACUUUUAAAUGUUGCUUUUCAGAGCCCUUUCAAGAGCAGUUUCAAUCUGAUGAGCUACAUGGCAUGAAUGUAAAAGGGUUUACUCAAACAUGCAUGCAAAUCAGGUCAAAGCUUUUUCUUGCCAUGGCCUCAACCCAGCUUUUGCUAUGCAUUUUGCUGACAUUCUGGACACACAAGCCCACAUCACAACUUGGGGACACAAAAUUAAAUCAAUUGGCAGUAGAUUCAGCAGCAAAAAUUAUGUUCUUCUCACAAGACACGAGAGCAUUCAUGCAGUCAGCAAAAGGAAAUUGCAGACCUUAACCCUUUCAUACUCUUGUGGUCCUGAUCCCUAUAGUCCUAAAGUAAGAACAUUCAUGAAAUCACAUAAAUGACAUAUGAUGCAGCAAUAUUUGUAUCCAGUUAAAUAUUUAUUGAUUAAUCUGUAUGUAGUGUAAAGGGUUUGUUUUGGGAUCGGUCUGGCUUAUAUUUGAACAUUAUAUUAUAUUCUCACUAAAAGGAAUACAUUUCCUUUGAUUUUGACUGUGGUAUAACAACAUAUAGAAAGAUUAAUUCCACACCCCACACCCCGGAAAUGGACAUUACAUUUUGGAAUCUUCUGUGUAUGAAAGCUACCUUAACUAGCUUUGCUUAUUGGCUGAUGUCUUCAGAAAAAUCCAUCUUUUCUAUACUUUGUGUUUAUGGAUUCAUUUCCAGUUUUGUUGGUGGAUUGUAACUGAUAUAGCUGCUAUGGAGACCUCAGAUCCAUGCCAGGAAACAAAUCCAUUGUUCCAUAUAUUUAUUUGUUUCAGGGAAAGUCCUAUCCAUUUCGUGGCGCGUUUCCUCCAGUGUGGAAUCCUAUCGUAUAUCUUGAUUUUAACAAUUUUUGGAGGACAAUGGAUGAACUGGGAAAAGAGAUUCCAGCUGAUGCUCCCUGGGAUGCACCACAUGCUGCAGAAUGGGACAAAAUGACAAUGAAAGAAUUCAUUGACAAACACUGCUGGACCAAAACCACUAGGGAUUUUGCUACGCUCUUUGUUGAUAUCAACGUCACUUCGGAGUCACACAUGGUCUCUGCUCUCUGGUUCCUGUGGUAUGUGAAGCUGUGUGGAGGAACAACCAGGAUAUUUUCUGUAACCAAUGGAGGGCAGGAGAGGAAGUUUGUCGGGGGUUCUGGACAGAUAACAGAGAAGAUAAUGGCGUUACUCAAAGGCACUGUGAAACUGGAGAGGCCUGUAAUCCACAUUGAUCAUUCAGGUGAUAGUGUCAUUGUGGAGACACUGAACCAUGAGACAUAUAAGAGCAAGUAUGUGAUUAGUGCCAUCCCACCAGCCUUAACCACAAAGAUCCAUUUCAAGCCAGAACUACCAACAAAAAGAAACCAAUUAAUCCAGCGCAUCCCCAUGGGCUUUGUUAUCAAAUGCAUGAUGUACUACAAAGAAGCCUUUUGGAAGAAGUCAGAUUUUUGUGGCUGUGCAAUGAUUUUGGACGAAGAGGCUCCAAUUUCAAUCACCUUAGAUGACACUAAACCUGAUGACUCUGUACCUGCUAUUAUGGGCUUUAUCCUUACACGAAAGGCAUUUAGACUAGCAGAUCUUAGCAAAGAGGAGAGGAAGAGAAAAAUCUGUGAACUCUAUGCAAAAGUCUUUGGAUCAGAAGAAGCUUUACAUCCAGUGCAUUAUGAAGAAAAGAACUGGGGUGCCGAACAAUAUUCUGGUGGCUGCUAUUCAGCCUAUUUGCCACCAGGCAUUAUGUGCCAAUAUGGAAGGGUCAUUCGUCAGCCAGUAGGUAAGGUCUACUUUGCUGGCACAGAAACAGCUACUCAGUGGAGUGGCUACAUGGAAGGUGCAGUGCAAGCUGGAGAGAGAGCUGCCAGAGAGAUACUGUGCAGUAUGGGAAGGAUUUCAAAAAAUGAAAUUUGGGUGACAGAACCAGAAUCAAAGGAUGUCCCGGCUUUCCCAAUCACUACCACGUUUUUGGAGAGGAACUUGCCAUCUGUCCCAGGCCUCUUGAGCUUCCUCGGAUGUUCUGCUUUCUUCACCUCACUGGCUGCAGCUGGACUUCUUGCCUAUAAAAAGGGACUUAUCUUCCGAGAAAGCUUCUGAAUAAACUCUUUCAAUUUUGCCCUUCAUGCUGGGUAUUGUAUUUUUAUCGUGGGAACUGUAUUUUUAUCUGUUGCUGUAUAAGUGGCCUUGAGUGGGUGAGUUUUACCCAUAAAGAUUGCCUAUAAAUAUUUUUAAUGAACAAAUGUUGUUCUUGGAGAGAAGCAUUUUGGGGCACCUGAAUCAACACAUCAAAAAUAGUUUUAGUGUCCAUUUAAAAAUCAAGUAGUAGUGAAGCAAAGGUUCUAUUUUCUAGUUCAAGCCCCAUGUUGGGCAAAAGAACCCUGCAUUGAUGGGGGUUGGACUAGAUGACCCUCGUGGUCCCUUCCAACUCCAGAAUUCUAUGAUUCCUCACUUACUUUUAUUGAUUAAAGUCAGUGGCCUUUUAUCCCUUAUGCCUUUUGAGAACAAGCCAGAACAGAUACUUUGCACAUUUCACAAUGCUUUUGGAAAAAUUAA
This is a messenger RNA of Zootoca vivipara (common lizard), 3736 nucleotides long. NCBI's taxonomy places the organism in Eukaryota, Metazoa, Chordata, Lepidosauria, Squamata, Lacertidae. The record is from RefSeq and is a predicted model, not a curated record.